CAAAGAUAUUCCAAGUGAGAAUUCGCACGUUUAAUCUAAUUAAAACAUGUCUGUUAAAUAUUAUACGUUGGAAGAAAUCGCUGUGAACAACGGAAAAGAUGGAAAACCUUUAUGGUUUAUCCAUAAAAACAACGUGUACGAUUGUACUGAUUAUGCGAAAGACCAUCCUGGUGGAGGUGAAUUAAUCGAGGAAUGGGGUGGAAAAAAUGCAACCAAGGCCUUUAACGAAGCUGGACAUUCUGCGGACGCAAGGGAUGAAAUGAAACAGUAUAAAAUAGGAGAGGUAGCUUUGGAACAAAGAAAAGGAGCUACGAAAAAAGAGAAAGGACCAAAGGUUGUGGACGAUAAGCCCUCAGAUAAACCAAAAUCCAGGAGUUGCAUCAAUAUUAUAACCUGUGGACUGAUAGGUUGAUUAUAUCGGUAAUAGGAAGAAGUUGAUAAAAGAAGUGAUCUAAGCAACAUUCUUACAGCUUAUAUAGAGUGUAACCUCUCUAUAACGAAACAUACACAAUAUUGAGAAAUAUAUUGAACUCAUGUGUUAUUAUUUAGGUAAUUUUUAAUUGUGAACGUCUUUCAGUCUUUGUGAACGUGCUUUUAAUUUAUUGUACAACUUUUAUAACUAUCUUUACAAUAGUGUCUUUAAUUACUGUGUAACAACUAAUUGUGUUAUUUAUUAUCUUUACUAAGUCACACUGAAUGUUUUACACCAUUUUACAUGUACCGUUACUUACCUAAAUUGCAAACAAAAACCCUACCUUUAAAAAGAAACGUUGAUUGUUAGUUUUAAUUUAAUAAAAACUUUUUUUCAUCAAA
This is a messenger RNA of Agrilus planipennis (emerald ash borer), 813 nucleotides long. RefSeq names its product cytochrome b5. Lineage: Eukaryota; Metazoa; Arthropoda; Insecta; Coleoptera; Buprestidae. The record is from RefSeq and is a predicted model, not a curated record. The coding region runs from base 47 to 412 and encodes 121 amino acids. Gene Ontology annotation, cellular component: membrane; intracellular membrane-bounded organelle. Gene Ontology annotation, molecular function: heme binding. The transcript has 4 exons.